GCGGGUCUAAGACAAGCACAAACACCGUUCCCACUCACAGUGAAGGAGCAAGGAGGUGGCAUGAUGUCGUCAGACAGGGAUAAAAGGGCUGUGUUUGGUAAAGGGAUCGCGUUCGACCCCUGCCAGCUUCGAGACCCUUGGGAGAACAGACCUCAGAAGAUCAGUGAGAAGGGACGACAGGAGAAGGAGGGGCAGGAAAAUAGAGACCUGAAUCGGCUUAUUAAAGAGCGGCACAUUCGACUGAUGGCAUUGGAGAAGAAAGGAAAGGGCAGAAAGAUGGUGUAUUGUCCUCUACUGAAACGGUUUAGGCUUGAUCCUCCACUAGACGCAGCCCCGCCCCCGCCCCCACCCCCACCCACUCCCAAGAAAUCACCACGACGGGUGAAGAUAGAGAUCCCCAAGCCAGUGGAGAAGAAGCCCACCCCACCUAAACCAUCACCUCCUCCUCUGCCCAAAGUCAUUCUCUCUUACAAAGACUUACAAAGACGAUCUGAGGGAAAAUGGUGGAGGGGUAUUAGGGAUAGAGAACUACCGAAUGGUCCAAGUGAAUGGUCAAAGCCCUUUAAGUGUCGACCACUGCAGUUCAGUAGAAUCCUUUACGACCAAACAUUGUCGUGGCAGCGGGGAUGGCCAACGUUCAGCCGGGAAAAAAGCAACAAACUACUGAAAGUUAAACCUUUGGAUGACAAAGUUAACCUUAAAGAGUGGAAGGAUUCUUGGAAGAUGUCCAGGCCUUUACCCAAGCAGCACACAGAAAACAGGGGCAUUACAGAAAAAGUAAAGGCUUUCAGAGAGUGGCAGAAUCGCUUGGCAAUCAGCAGAAAUAGAACAUCUACGGCAGUGGAGAAGAAAGGAAAGAACAGCGACAUGUCUAACUUCAGGUCUAAAGUGGCACCUCCACCAAAUAUACAUAAAUCUGAGCCACCAACUCAUGAGAAGAAACAUGAACCACUCCUUCAGCUGAGGAAGGAGAGCUCUGAGGAAAAUAAGCCCACCGUACCCAAGAGCGCAAAGCCCCCAGCCCCACAACCCAAGGAGAAGAAGCUGCUUGCUAGAAAACCGUCACCUCCUCAGGAUGACACAGUAAAUCUUCCAUGGUGGAAGAAAGUUUGUAGGACGUCCAAGCCUUCACUCAAGCAGCACACAGAGAAUCAGAUGAUUGCAGAAACUGUGAAGACAGGGACGGGCGAUGACAUGUCUGACUCCAGAAAAAUCGUGAUGAGCCUUGACAAUGAUGCUGACAUUGAAGCAGCACAUUUGGAGUCCAGGUUUGGAGACCAGGUUUGGAGGCCAGGUUUGGAGGCCAGGUUUGGAGGCCAGGCCAAGGUGGUACCUCCACCCAUACCACCCACAAAGAAACGUGAACCACCCAAGAAAUCGCAGUUUGAUGCCCCCCAAAUAACUCAGGCUUCAUCGGACAUACUUGAUGUCGAUAAUUGGUCAGAAGCCUGGAAGACUCAACCACUGUUGUUGAACAUUAAAGAACAAGUAUCUCUGGAGGCUUGGGAGCAGGAAUGGCCAGAGUUCACAGAGGAACAAAAUGAUAAACGACUGAAUGCUAAGCCUUUGGAUGACAAUGUAAAUCUUACAGAAUGGGGGGAUGCUUGGAAGACGCCCAAGCCUUUAGCCAAGCAGCACAUUGAGGACUUGACGGUUACAGAGACAGUAAAGCCCAAAGCCUUGACAGGUUGGAGAGAGGCAAGGAGGCUCUCUGGUGACAAUGUUCAAAAUAAUCCUCCAAGCUUGAAGGAUUGGCGUGACUCGUGGAGUUUCUGCCAAGAGCAUCGCUGGUGGAAGGUUUCUAUGGACUCCCAGAUGUCAAAACAACUUUUUUCCCAUCUAAGGAAAAGGGGCGGAGGGCUUUUUUUGUUUUGUUUUUUGUUUUUGUUUCUUUGUUUUCUUGGACACAAUACGGACUGGGGACAAUAGGACUUAAUUACCAUGACAGCCAUGAAGCAAGCAAACAUUACAAACAAAUAAACAACACAUUUAGGUUAAGACAAAAACAAUGACAACCAUGCAUUACUAUCAUUAUAACCUAAUUAACUUAAAGUAACUUUUAAAAGACCAAACUCGAAGAAAACUGUUAACAGUAUGUGAUGGGACAUGUAAGGAAAGGAAAGGGAAGGAAAAGAAGGCUGGUAGAAAGUGAGAUGUUAUGGCAAGGAUUUUGUAAAGUGUAUGUAUGCAGAUGGGAUUAGGCUGUGGGGGAUUGUGGGCUGAGGGCCCUUGGGUAAUAUUUUUGUCAGCAGAUAAACUUUAGAAAAGAUGGUGGAUAAAUGAAGAUAUCUUACGACGUUUACCAUUGAAAAAAAUGGUCACAGUUCCGGUCUACUUAAGGAGUGGCUCUCGGGUCUGGUAUAAUUAGUUAAUUGACUGUACUGUAUAUGAACCAGAAAGAAUUAAGGAGUGAGAUGUUUCGCUUCCUCCUCCGUCUCUGACUGUAGGCAUUUCCUAAUUCCAUCAGGACCCAAACUGACAGAGCUGCACUAGUUGACUUCAAGAAACCCGAAGAAGCUUCCUUUUCAGAUAUGUAGUGUUUGAUAUUAGCGAAUGUGGGACACAUUUUAUUUUUACGUGGGCAAGGAUGUGACAGGGUGUAGCUGAUAUUGUUGAGUUAAUUAACAUAGUCAUGUUACAUGCCUCCUAUUGGUCUGUUCAAACUGAUUCUUUGUGUUUUGUCUUAAUUGAUUGCAGGUGUGACUGCGGAGCAUGCGUCUCCUCCUGUUAUCUUAAAAUGGCUGCAUUUCCUGCCAACCAGGAAGAGGAAAAAAGAGCCGCUGCUACCUCCAAGUCCUUAGACUAGCUCUAGCCUAUGGACUGAACUCCCAAUCACAGUUGAAAAUAAUUAUAUCUAGUCUCUGUGUUUAUUGUGACAUUCUGAGUACAUCUUGUCGGCUCAGUGUCUGUGGGGACUUGGAGACAGUCAGCAAAGGUAAUUCUUGUUUUUUUGUGUGUUUGUGGGCUUGGCUAUACCAUGCAUGUAGCACUUUAAAGUCUUUCAGACAUUUUUGAGAGAGAUGAAUGCAUUUUUUGUUACACUUAAUACAGUUUGCUGUGUGUGCACUAUAGAUGGGUUAGCUGAUAACGUCAUAAACGAUUCACACAUUUCAAUGGUGAGUUGUGAUUCUGGAUGGCCAGAUAGCUUCCAACAAUGACAAACUGCCUGUGGGGAAUCGUAAGUGACUAGUUUCAUGUUCUUUAUGUGUCUUGUUGAGGUGUUUUGACUGGUUUCAUGUCAAUGCUAAUAUGGCAAAUUUGCUAGCUAGCAAACCAACAGUAGCAAUGUAUUUGAGACAAGUGCUCAUUGUGUAAAUGUAUGUUUUCAAUAAACAUUUGACAAAUCAAUUAUAUUUAUUCAAUCUAAGCCAACUGUUUGUUUUGCCCCAUAGCUCUGCAUGUGCUGGUUGCUCAACAACCAACCUGUCUAUAGUUGCUGUGCUUUAAGAUACUUUUACUAGCCUUAAUUGAAUAUUGCAUUUAAACACUGAAGUCUUACAUGAAUGCCUUGUUGUAUUAGACACACAACUGUAACCUUGAAAUAUUGCUUGUAAUAACAUUAAAGAGGCGCUAACUUGCCGAUUCCGCUUGGGAUUUUUCGUUACUCAUUAAGAACAUUUAGAUUUAUGUCUUGGAGUUGUAGUUCAAUGUGGGUGUGUUUUGUUUGUCCCUCUUAAGUCACCGCCCCAAACAGGCCACCAUACCGACUGGCUUAUGAACCGUGAGAUGCAGCAUGCCAACAUGAUCGGUCAGGGAAGCCUCAAGCAUACUGCAUUUCCUGCAUUCUAGAUGUAGCUCUCUUUAAUGAAAAUUGUUUGUGAUGCUAACGUUAGCUCACGAAUGUGAGGAUGUUUGAAAGCCCAUGCCGUUUAAAACCCCCCCCCCAAAAAAACAUGAAUAUUCUUUCAAAAUAACAUUUGUGACAAUAUCUUAAACGGUAUAUAUUGUCUAAACAAGUCCAAGGUGUUGUGUGCUAAUGGUUAGUUUGGCUGCCUGUAAAUAAAUGGGUGGGUUGUAAGUUUAUUCUGGUGAGUGAUUGGAUAGCGUGAACUGGGCAGCUGUUAUCCGGAGGAUUUGAUUACUGCCAGUCGUGAUUAGACUGCCAUGCAGUGAGCCAAUGGGGGCAGGAUUUAAAUCACAACCCAACUCAUGUUAAGUUUUGACAUCCUCAGUUACACAAAUCUUACAAAACUGUUUUGGAAUAUAUUGACAUUAUGACCAAUUAUCCUACUUACAGAUUUUGGUACUGGAAUAAAUGUUUGACUGAAAUCGAUGGCACAGGUCAUUUUCAACCAGAGAAGUGGGUUCUUGUGCUCAGUUGCACUUUAAAUAUUAGUUAAUUCAAUUAAAAAUCAUUUUGUGCUACUGUGUAGUGCGCUUUCCAUGAUUUCAGUACUGUCAAGUGUUUUAUUUUUUCACUGCUCCAUUCUUACAUUUUUUUUGCUUGAGGACCUUCCCUCUAUGCUACCUUUUUAUUUAAAAAAAAAAAAUCAAGUAUUAAAUGGUGUCGUCAGCAGGAGCAGCUAUAUGUAUAAUUUAAAUCCCCCAUGUUACAUAAUCAUACAUUCUAUUUGGAAUUCUCAUUUGUUCCAUGUAAUUUGAAUAUUCUUUUGUUCAUAACUGUCACGUGUGUGUAUAGACGGACCAAGGCGCAGUGUGAGUAGCGUUCCACAUCUUUAAUAUAAAGUGAAACUAUGCAACAUAAUAAACGAAACGUGACGACAAUGAAACUACACAAACACAAUAUCCCAUAACCCACAGGUGGAAAACAUGCUACUUAAGUAUGAUCCCCAAUUAGAGACAACAAUUACCAGCUGCCUCUAAUUGGAAUCAUACAAAUCACCCAAACAGAAAAACUAAACUAGAACCCCACAUAGAAAAUAUAAACUAGAUUAACCCCCCAGUCACGCCCUGACCUACUCUACCAUAGAAAAUAAAAGCUUUCUAUGGUCAGGACGUGACAAUAACGUUUGGAAAAAAACAUAUGGAAGAGACUUUAGACAAGACAACUUAUGCAUGUAUUAAUGUAAAUUGAAAAAUGUAUGCUUUUCCUUGUUUGAAAAAUAUGGCAAAUUUGGCCUCGAAGUUCUGUCGAGGUUGUUCAUGUUCACUGGGAUAUGAAUUCCAAGAAUGUCUACUGGGCCACUUGUCCCAUGAAUGGCACACCACAUGGACUCAAAGUUGGAGUGUUUUAGGGAACCCAGGAUAAGUAGUGAGCACUUGUCAUAGUGAUGGCAUGACAAAACCAUCCAAUCCUGUAAAAAUAGAUCAGAGUCACCGUGGUUUAAAUAGAGCACAGAGCCAUCCAGACCUGACACAGAGACAUAUAAACCAUUUUUAUCCAAGUGACAAGAGACAUUGAUUUUACAAUUUAUAACAUAUAGUGGAUUACAGAAUGAAUGAGUUUACUCUACAAAUAUCAGUAUCAUAGUUAUUUAAGGCCCCUGAACUCAAUGCUUUUGCAAAUUGAAAUACAAUACCGGUUUGUAGCAUGGGAAGAGCUAAGCAUAUUAGGGAAAAUAAAAUAAUGGAGGUGAGGAAAAGUCAGAUUGAGGUUAUUUAAACAAAUACAUUCAAUUUCAAUUCUCCUGAAUUUUGAAAUAUCCUUUUUCUUCAGAAUCAUAGGUUACAUAGAACUCAUGGCAUGGCCAUAUGAUAUUUAACUUUUCUCAUAUUUCAGUGGAACUGUUUGUCUUUGUAAUGAAUCUACAGUAUAAACCACAACCUGGGAUUGGAUUCAUCCCACGAUUGAAGCUUCUUCAGUUUCUCAGCCAAUUAUAGCACAGGGGGUGAGUCAGUUUGGCAAGUCACACAGACAAGAAACAGUGCGCUGUACACACAGUAAAGGAGCAAGGGAGGAAGAUUCUAUAUAUUUAUCGUUCUUUAUCCAGACCAGUGACAUUGGGAAAGGAAUCUAUUUUUUUCACGGGAGCCCUGGCCAAGAAGAGGUGGCAUGAUGUCGUCAGACAGGGAUAAAGGGACAGUGUACGACAGCUUCCAGCUCAUGAACCAAUGGGAGAACAGAGCUAAGCAGUUCAGUCAGAAGGGACAACUGGAAAAGGAGAGACAAGGAAAGAGUGCCUUGAAUGGGCUUUACAAAAAGUGGCAGUCUUGCUUGGCGAACAAAAAUGGAACCCCUACGGCAGCGGAGAAGAAAGGAAAGGGCAGCGACAUAUCUGACUUCAGAAAGGUUGCGGUGAUCCCAGACAUUGAUGCUGACAUCAAAGGAGCCAUGUUUAAGGUGGUACCACCACCAAAGAUUCCCAAACCUGCUCCAUCCCCACCACCACCACCCAAAAAGAAACCACCCAAGAGGGCAAAGCCCCAAGUUCUCAAACCAGCCGGGGGCUGGGAUGAGUCAUGGAAAAGCCUGAAGCCCCCAGAGCAGGAAGUCCAACCUGAGGAAAAAUGGUGGAGGGAUUUUAAGCCAGAUAGAUACCUACCUCUCAGCGAAUGGGCAAGGCCCUUCAAGUGUCGACCACUGUUAUUCAGUUUCAUCCUUCACCAGCAAACAGAGUGGUGGCAGCGAGGAUGGCCAGUGUUCAGCCGGGAACAAAGCAACAAACUAUUGAAAGCUAAGACUUUGGAUGUCGAAGUAUACCUUCCAGGGUGGGAGGACGCUUGGAAGACAUCCAGAUCUUUAUCCAAGCAAUACAUUGAGAACAAGAUGAUUACAGAAACAGUACAGCCCAAAGCCUUCUUCCCAGGCUGGACAGAAUCUUGGAAGGUCGCAGGUGAAAAUGUCCAAAACAGUGGCCGAUAUCUUAGGGAUUGGCACGAGUCCUGGAGUUUGUGCCAAGAACACCACUGGUGCAAGGCCCCCAUAGACUCCCAGUUGAUGUCAAAACAUGUGUUCUCCGAUGAGUUGUUGAUCUCCCAGCUUGAUGAGGAGAUCCCAUCUUCAUCAGAUUGGAUAGAGUCCUGGAAAUCUGUGAAAUCUCAGCCCCAGUCCCAGUCCCAAGAGUCCCAGUCAGAGCCCAAAGGGACUGAAUUAGAGGUAGAAAUGUCCCAUGUGCCACUGCAUCUCCAGUUCCACAAGCUUAACACACCUUUCUCAAACUGGCACGAGUCUUGGAAAGUGUCAACUGCAAAUAACGAAGCAAUUGAAGAUGGAUGGAAAGGUUCCUGGAAAAUAUAUAGUCAGAAUCAAAAUCAAAAUAACACAAAAGCCCAAAGAGAUGUUGUGUUUUUCUCAAAUAAGUACAAGACCCAAAGGUUGCGGGGUGUCGACAGCAUGCCUCAGAGUGAAUGGUCUAAAUCCUGGAAGACCCCCAUGCCUCCCCAACAUACUUUCUUGCCAGGUUGGAAAGAAUCUUGGAAACAAAACAGCAAUCCAUAUUGGAAGGAUUGGCAUGAGUCCUGGAGUUUAUGCCAAGAACACCACUUUUGCAAGUCCUUUAUGAACUCCCAGUACUGCCAUCAUGCCAUGAUGAUGUCAAAAUGCUUGCUGACUAAUGAGCUGUUGAGCUCCCAGCUUGAUGAGGAGAUCCCAUCUUCAUAUGAGUGGAUAGAGUCCUGGAAAUCUGUGAAACCUUAUCCUCAGUCCCAAUCAGAUUCAGAAGAAACUGAAUCAGAGUUGGAUAUGUCCCAUGUGCCACUGCAUCUUCAGUUCUACAAGCUUAACACACCUUUCUCAAACUGGCAUGAGUCUUGGAAAGUGUCAACUGCGCAAGCUGUAGCAGGUAAAGACGAACAAGAACAUCCUUCAACAGAAUGGACUGAUUCCUGGAAGAUAUCUUGGAUGAAUCUAAAUAAAAAUGACUUAAAACCCCAAAAGGAUGUUGUAUUUUUCUCAAGGCAUAAGACUGAAUGUUUCUUGAGUGUUGACUGUAUGGUCCAGAAUGAAUGGUCUGAAUGCUGGAAGACCAUCAAGCCUACCCAAUACACUGAGACACAGGAGGAGGAGGAGGAAAAAGAUAGCCAUUCUGAUUCCUCAAAAAAUGUGUCACAUCUAAUAGAGAUUCCUUUGAAUGAUUGGGCAGAAUCAUGGAGGUUCAAGCCAGAGGACGAGAGCCCCACCUCACCCAAGACGGCACAGCCCCUAGCCCCAAAACCAGAGGAGGAGAUGCUGAAAGCCAGCACACCAUCACCUCCUCAGCCUUACAAAUACAAUCUUAACCAGGCAAGCUGGGGUGAUUCCUGGAAAAUCCUGAAGCCCCCACAGAAGGAAGUCCCAUCUGAGAAAAAAUGGUGGAGGGCGUUUAAGCAGGACAGAAAUCUACCUUUCAAUGAAUGGGCAAAGCCCUUCAAGUGUCGACCACUGCUAUUCAGUCGCUUACUGCACACACAAACAACAUCCUGGCAGCAGGGAUGGCCAGCGUUCAGCCGGGAACAAAGCAACAAACUACUGAAUGCUAAGCCUUUGGAUAACAAAGUAAACCUUCUGGAGUGGGAGGAUGCUUGGAAGACACUCAAGCGUUUACACAAGCAGCAUGCUGAGAACAAGAUGAUUACAGAAAGAGUACAGCCCGAUGGCUUCUUGCCAGGUUGGAUAGAAUCUUGGAAGGUCGCAGGUAACAAUGUCCAAAACAACAAUCCAUAUCUGAAGGAUUGGCGUGAGUCCUGGAGUUUUUGUCAUGAACAUCACUCAUACAGGGCCUCUAUAGACUCCCAGAAUCGGCAGUAUCUCCCAGUAUCACUAAAACACAAGCUGUCCAAUGAUCUGUUGAUCUCCCAGCUUGAUGAAAACAUUACGUCCUCACCAGAAGGGUGAGGACGUGCUGAAGACAACAUGCUGAAGACAACAUGCCUCAGAAUGAAUGGUCUGAAUGUUGGAAGACACAGCAGCAGCACCAGCAGCAGUUGGAGGACUGGGCAGAGUCUUGGAGGUUAUCUGUCGCCCCAGAAUCCAACAACUCAGUAUCACUAGACCGGUGGAAACAAUCAUGGAGACUCUCAAACCCAAAUCACCCACAUCAGCUUAACCAGGGCACAGAGCCUCUCAUACACAACGGCCCCAAACACCACAUGCAACUCCACGCGGUUGAACUGCCCCAGGCAGAAUGGAGCAACUCCUGGCAGUACCUCAAGUCAGACACUGGAUCCUAAUACGAAGAAGAAAACAGACAUACAGUAGAACAUUAUAACAUGUACGUCAAAUGAUCAGAUGUGUAUUUGAUCCUAUACUAUUUAUACUUAAUGUCAAUAUACAUACUUGUUAAAUGUCUUAUUACUGGACACAUUGGAGUGUGACGAGCAGAAUUCUCUGCUGCAGAGAGGAGGUUGGGGUGAAUGAAGUGUAUAAUGCGUGGUUUGCAUAGCUGUUGGAAACUUUAAACCUAACCUAAUCUCAACCUAAUCUAAUCUAUUCUAUUGAUUGAAAUGUUGUUGUUUUCUAUCGGCUGUUGUUGCUACUUCUAUUGUUGCUGGUUGUCUUUGUGACUAAAUUAAUGCUUGAUUGACGAACACUUUAUCCAUCUUGGAUUAAUAAAUAUAUUUAAUUAUCAUA
Salmo salar (Atlantic salmon) is the source of this 9448-nucleotide messenger RNA. RefSeq lists its product as uncharacterized. The record is from RefSeq and is a predicted model, not a curated record. Lineage: Eukaryota; Metazoa; Chordata; Actinopteri; Salmoniformes; Salmonidae.